AUGCUGCACUGGCAGUUCAGAUGGGCUCUGCCCUGGGCCUUUCUCCUGCUACUACUAAGUUCUCAACUCCUGGUGACUCACAGCUGGAGAUCCCAAGAGAAGGGGGACAAUAAUGAACAAAGGGACAUGGAACGUCAUUUCCCUGCCACUGUGGAGUAUGCCUUACACAUAUUCAACCUACAGAGCAAGGACUCAAUGGCCCACAGGCUGGUGCGCAUCCUGAAUUCCUGGAAGGAACAGGUAGAAGACAUCCUGACAUUCUCCAUGGAGAUAAAGCUUCGCAGAACUGAAUGUGAGAAAUUUGAUGAAGACAUUGACAACUGUCCCUUUCAAGAAAGUCCAGAGCUGAACAAUACCAUCACCUGCUUCUUCACCAUCAGCACUGAGCCCUGGAGGACAAAGUUUGAACUCCUGAACAAGACCUGCUUGGAGGGCUUCCUUUGA
Mirounga angustirostris (Northern elephant seal) is the source of this 444-nucleotide messenger RNA. RefSeq names its product cystatin-9-like. Gene Ontology annotation, molecular function: cysteine-type endopeptidase inhibitor activity. The coding region runs from base 1 to 444 and encodes 147 amino acids. The record is from RefSeq and is a predicted model, not a curated record. Lineage: Eukaryota; Metazoa; Chordata; Mammalia; Carnivora; Phocidae. Gene Ontology annotation, biological process: antimicrobial humoral response. The transcript has 3 exons.